UUUAUAGGUAUUGGGUUACUUUCAUUCAUAUCAUCUUUUGGUGGUAAAUUCUCUUUGCCUAUAUCUUUUCGUGAAGUUUGAGAGACUCUCUCUCCUCUUCUUGCUAAUGUUCUUCAAUUCUUGAAAAAUCUUGAAUCUCGAGUUAAACCAAAUAUAUAGUUUCUUUCUUUCUUGUAGAUAUGGCAGCCACAUCGCAAUCCAUGUUAAACCAGAGUGGGUUAUUUGAGGAGCAAGAGAUGCCUACACAAAUGGGUUUCUUUUCAUUUCCUCAAAACCUAACCUUCGCUCAAAUGGGUAAUUGCCAUCAAUCUCUGAAAGCUGCUGGUGGCUUAAUUAGUGUUACACCUCAUCAUAGUCAUAAUUCAGUCUCUGGUUCAACCGAUGCACCAUCUUCUACGACUACUACUAAUCUUACAGAAGCCCUCCUUUUCUCUGCUGCUGCUACUGCUGCAAAUAAGCAAAGAGAUGACCUUACUUCCAAUUUUGGAGGACCCCAUCUUCUUUCUUUGCAAAGAUCUAGUGCAAAUCUUUGGGCAUGGGGGGAGGUAAAUGAGUGUCUGAGCAACAAAAGAAAUGGUGGAGAUAAUGAACAUCAUUUAGGGAUUUCUGCAAUGAAAAUGAAGAAGAUUAAAGCAAGAAGGAAGGUAAGAGAGCCUAGAUUUUGUUUCAAAACUAUGAGCGACAUUGAUGUUCUUGAUGAUGGUUACAAAUGGAGAAAAUACGGCCAGAAAGUGGUCAAGAACACACUUCACCCCAGGAGCUAUUAUCGUUGCACACAAGAUAAUUGCAGAGUAAAGAAAAGAGUGGAAAGAUUAGCAGAAGAUCCACGAAUGGUGAUAACAACCUAUGAAGGAAGACAUGUACACUCUCCAUCCCACGAUCUUGAAGACUCACAAGCUCAAUCUCAACUCAACAAUUUCUUCUUUUAGUAAUACUUUUCUUAUUAUAUAUGCUUUUUCAUAUUUCUCACACCUCAUUUUCGGCUUGCUUCUUCUUGUUUAGGUGUCUUUUAUAUAUAUAUAUAUAUAUAUAUGUUUUUAGAUACUUUGAUGAGCUGUAAUAAAAUAUAAUGCAAUGUAAUCAAACGCAUAAUUAAAAAUGCAUUUGAUUACAUAGUAUUACAUUUCGUUAUAGUUCAACAAACAAAACGGUAGUGUUUAAUUCUAAGACAUUGGAAAAAGAAAAAAAUCUCAGCCGUCAAAGUAUGUAUAUCGCGGAGUUUUUGAGUCCUUUCAUGCUAGCUUCGGAUCGAUUUAAUGAAUCAGAACUUUUUUGAAGGUUUUGAUUUUUAAA
Molecule: messenger RNA, 1293 nt
Organism: Jatropha curcas
Lineage: Eukaryota; Viridiplantae; Streptophyta; Magnoliopsida; Malpighiales; Euphorbiaceae
Gene: WRKY13
Product: WRKY DNA-binding protein 13
Biological process (GO): regulation of DNA-templated transcription
Molecular function (GO): sequence-specific DNA binding; DNA-binding transcription factor activity
Source: RefSeq, a predicted model, not a curated record